This is a messenger RNA of Aspergillus homomorphus CBS 101889, 1095 nucleotides long. RefSeq lists its product as uncharacterized. Bases 1 to 1095 code for a protein of 364 amino acids. The transcript has a single exon. The record is from RefSeq and is a predicted model, not a curated record. Lineage: Eukaryota; Fungi; Ascomycota; Eurotiomycetes; Eurotiales; Aspergillaceae.
AUGAGCAGUCAAAACAUGAACAAGAAGUCAUGGGAGUCUCUUUCAUCGACAUUUUCCCAGUUGGAGAUAUCAAUCUCCCAUGACAGUUGCUAUGCAUCUGAUGAAUACUCUGCCCCUAUAACUACUACAACUGCUCCCAAUCCUUUUGGUGCUCCAGCUCUUGUGCCCGCGAUAACGGCGCCUCUUCAGUCGAUCUUGAAACCCAUUCUGAAAAGGCCAUAUUCAGAAAUCGAGGAAGCCGAAGAGUCUGAGUCUGGCUAUGCAUCUGAAGAAUCUGAUUACGACUAUGACGAUAAUUUUGAUGAGUCGGAUGAUGAUAUGUCUGAAGUUUCAGAGUGGGAUGAAAUUUCUGACACAAUGUCCCAAUCAGAUGUAGAAGAUGACGACGCCGCGUCUUUGGACGGCUCGCUCAUCAUUGAGUUCGGAGCUCAUGUACAGUUCGAUGCGAACAUCCGCUAUAUCGAAGCGCCAGAGCUUGAAGAAGAUGAAAGUCCCGAGGCCGGGCUAACCUGCCAUGAAUUGAUGGAGUUGGCACGAGCAUCAGGUACCCUACGACUGCAAGAGGGCACAGGUCCUGGAGACCACCCUGAUGACUACGAGGGGGACGAUAGCCUCAUCCUGGAAACCUUGAAGCAGCUCCCGGAAGAGCACCCUGAUGAUGCUGUUGACCUGGACAAGAGCCUCUUCGUUGCUUACAUGAACGGCAUUAAUGGGCUAAAUGAUCCUGGGUACAGAUCCCGCCUUCGCUGUCGGGCUGACGACAUUAAGUCGGGUCGUGCGCAAACACCCUACUUGGAUGAAGACGGCACCACUGGUGCAUAUAUCGAUAACGCGCUCAACCACGUUAUCGGGCUCUUCCGCAAUAUCGUCGCCCAAGAGGAAUUCAACGAGCUUGUUGAUCUCAGCCACGUCAAGGGCACUUCAACAGGGCCCGGUGAAAGCGUCAUCAACCAGAAGCUCCUUACCAAGCUUGAGAAUAUCCUCUCAGAGAGACUGGCCUCUGAUGCCGUCAACAUUGGUCCUGACGAGUUGAGUUUCUUCGCCAGUGGUGUUGCCUACGCUCUUGACCACUGGAAUUGCUACAUGACGGGAUGA